AUGGCAGCUGCAGAAGCCGCAUCGUAUCUCGUUAGUCUCACCCUCUCCCCCGAUCAAGCCAACCAUUGCCUAGCCCGUUGCCCGCGCCUCGCGGAGCCGAGUUCCCUCCCCAACCAGCGAAAAGUCGUCGCAUUUCUCUUAGACGAGCUACAUUUCUCCACCAAGGCCCUUACGCCGCUCAUCCGCCGCUGCCCGCAGCUCCUCGCGUACAGCGUCCCCGAGAAGCUCCGCCCAGCCGCGGAGUGCCUCCGCGGAGUGGGGUUCUCCGCGCGGGACCUCCGCCGCGCAAUCGCGCAUUUCCCCGGGAUCCUCGCGCGCAGCAUCGAGGAGAAGCUCUGCCCGCUGCUCGCGCUCCUGCAGCACCUCGAUAUUGCCGAGGAGAAAUGCCAACGCGUGAUUCUCGCCUGCCCGCGACUCGUCAGCUACAGUAUCGACCUCAAAAUGCGCCCGCUCGUUCUCUUAUUCCAAACCAACCUGCCCUUUUCGCCGUCGCAAGUCGGGCGAAUGGUUACCCGAUGCCCUCAAAUCCUGGGAUGCAAUCUCGACAAGCAAGUCAUUCCCGCGAUUCGGCAUUUGAGUGGUAUAGGUCUCGUAGAAGAUAAGCUUUUAAAUCUCCUACUACACCACCCGUACAUCCUUUGCCGAAGCGUCGGGAAAACCCUCGAGCCGCGGACCGAGUUCCUCCUGUCCCUAGGAUUUGCACGAGCUGAGGUGGCAAGGAUGGUCGCGGAGUUUCCUCCAAUCCUGACGAAACACGUGGACAACGAUCUGCGCCCAAAAGUGGCGUACCUGGAAGGGCCUAUGGGGAGAAGCGUGAGAGAGGUUCUGGGGUUUCCGCGGUUUUUCUCGUACAGCUUGGUGCGGAGAAUUAUCCCCAACCACAGGAAACUGCAGAGCAGAGGGCGUGAGGAUUGGACACUCGGAGGGUUGUGCAAGAAGAACGUGGUGUGA
Molecule: messenger RNA, 951 nt
Organism: Closterium sp. Yama58-4
Lineage: Eukaryota; Viridiplantae; Streptophyta; Zygnematophyceae; Desmidiales; Closteriaceae
Source: the annotation of a GenBank genome assembly